GAGAACCUGAUGUGGGGUGAAUUGUAGAGAGUGACAGACAGACUGGGAUAAAGCAGAGAGUUAAAACAAUCUGCAGUUGAUAAAAAAAAAUUAGUUGUGUGGUUGUUAGUGCGGAAGAAAGCUGUAAACUGCAGGAAGAUAUCAAUGGAUUGGCAAGGUGGGCAGAAGGGUGGCAAACGGUAUUUAAAUUGGAGAAGUGUAGGAUUAUUCAUUGGAGGAGGACAAAGAUUAUGAGAGAAUAUGCAAAUGGUAUGAUAGUGAGAAGUGUAGAACAGGGGCACAGAUGGGGAUCUGGAACUCUCUCCUUGAAGGAUGGCACAGACAAUCCUCCGCAUUUAAGAAAAAACUUGGAUAUGCAUUUGAGCUGUUCAGGUAUGCCAGGUGGUAUGUUUGAUUGAAUGCCAUCAAGAUGGCUGAGACAUUGCCUAGUGUCCCACCUCCAUCUUCUCUUAUCAUCCAAUCUAAGACUCACAAAGAUACUGUUCUAACUAAAUUUGAAGAACAAAGAAAAAGAAAUUUUUUGUGUGACAUCACUUUAAUUGCUGAGGAUGUUCAUUUCAAAGCACACAAAGCACUGCUUGCUGCCAGCAGUGAGUAUUUCUCUCUGAUGUUUGCUGAUGAGAACCAGCAAGGCCAGGCUAUUUACAUGCUCAAUGGAAUGGCUGCAGACACAUUCAGUGCGGUGCUGGAAUUCAUAUACACUGGUCGUCUGAAUGUCGCUGAAAAGUCCAUUGAGCACAUUGUGACCACUGCCAAGGUUCUGAAAGUGAAUGAUUUGAUCAAAGCAUACUCAGACUAUCAGGACAACCAUUUACAUGUCAAGGUAUCAUUGGCUUCUAAUGGAAUUAAAGUAGUAGUUGUGGAACCCAAUGCUGAUGAUGAUCAACCCUCAAAGCCAAAACGCAAGAGGGGGAGGCCUCGGAAAUGUGAGCAGGCGCAAGCGGAAGGGAAUGAAGUUGACAGUGGGACUUCAACUGGCCCACAGGAACAUCAAAGCACAUUUGAAGAACCUGCAGAGGAAGUUAACUGUAAAAUGAGCAGUAAGGCUGUCAGUGAAGGGAGACAAGGCUGUAAGGCAUCAGAACCCGAAACCUGUUCUGAUACUGGCGGUGAUGCAGCUUCGCAGACAGAAGAAGGUUAUGAACAUAAGUUAGCAGUGGUGAGUCGCAGCCGCUAUAGCAACCGUAGGAUUCAAAGACCUAUUAAGUUAAUGGGGUACAAGCUUGGCAUGGUGGAUGAGGAGCAGGAGGAAGUGAGGAAGCGAGGGAGGAAGAGAAAGUAUCCGGAUGUGGAGGCUAGGUGUGAAGACUGUGACAAAGUGUUUAAAAAUCACCACUUCUUGGCCAUACAUCGAAGGACACACACAGGCGAACGUCCUUUUAAGUGUUUUGAAUGUGGUAAAGGAUUUUCACAGAAGCACACACUGCAAGUUCAUGAGCGAAUGCAUACUGGGGAGCGUCCUUAUAACUGCACAGUCUGUGGAAAGGCAUUGACCACCAAGCACUCCCUGUUGGAGCAUAUGAGUCUGCACACAGGAAAGAAAGCUUUUAAUUGUGACCAGUGUGGAAAGUUUUUUACUCAGAGGAGACAACUGAAGAGCCAUUACAGAGUGCAUACAGGUCAAUCUAUGCCUGAAUGUGUGCAUUGCCGUCGUAAAUUCAUGGAUGCUGCUCAGCUGAAGAAACAUCUGAGAACACACACAGGUGAGAAACCAUUUACGUGUGAGAUUUGUGGUAAAUGUUUUACUGCAAAGAAUACUCUGCAGACGCACAUAAGGAUCCACAGGGGAGAAAAACCCUUUACCUGCACAAUCUGUGGAAAAUCCUUUGCUGAUCCAAGUGCAAAGAGACGUCAUGAUGCCAUGCACACUGGAAACAAGCCCUUUGUAUGUCCAACUUGUAAUCAGCGAUUCACUCGUGCUGACAACCUUAGGUCCCAUAUGAAGAUUCACAGCAAGGAGAGGAAAACCCAUGGGAUUAUUAAUGUUCCAGGUGAUGGGGGUACAGAGGAGGUGAAAACCAUCUUGCAACUGCAGCAGUACCAGCUUCCUGCUGCAGGUGAACAACAGAUACAGCUAGUGGUGACAAAUGAUGUUCAUAACAUUAAUUUCAUACCUAACCACGGACAAAGCAUCAGCAUUAUUUCAGCAGAGGGAUCACAGAGUCUCCCUGAGGACCAGGCUUCAAACUUGGCUCUGUUGACUCAGCAAGGAGAGCACAUGCAGAAUUUGACUCUGGUAGCUCAGCCUGGCCAAACAGACCACAUCCAGGCCAUAGGCAUGGUGGAAAACCAGCAAUGUCCAGGACAGCCGGAGCAGAUGCAUGUGAUAACGUUGACAAAAGAGGCAAUGGAGCACCUCCAGGAUCAAGCUCAGCAACUGCAAAUGGCACAAGGGAGACCACAGCCUAUUAGUCUUGGACAGGGGUCCACUCAGCCAGUUCAUUUGAACCAAGAAGCAGCUCAACAUCUCCAACGGAAUCGAUCUGUACAUGUUCCUGAACCAUCAACUCAAACAAUCUCUGUGAACCGAGCUUCACAGCAAAUGCAAGAAGAGCAAAUUGCAGAUCAAACAUUCCAAUUGCAAGCAGACAGCGUUUCUUACCUCUAUACCACUAAUUUAGUCACGCAGAGCUAGGCAAAUCAAUAAAUGUAAUUGAAACUUUUUACUGGAAAUGAAAUACCUUUUAAUGAUUAUGUAACAAAGAAGUUAUCCCAUAAUCUGAGAUUCUUACAAUCUUCAGAGGUUAUAUUUAAAUUUAAAUUUCAAUUUGUUUAUUUUAAGAAUACAUUUAAAGGUUGAUUUAUUCCAGAUUAUUUUCUUUUUGCUUUUACUUCUUUGAUGCUUUCCAUUCUCUGCAGAGGUUUUGUUGAGUCUUACAAAAUAUUAUGCUAGAUUUUCUUUCCCCUCUACCUCCUCUCCUCAAAAGGAAAUGGGAGGGAGGAGUGAAAUGAUUUGCAUAUACUUGAGCUACAGGUUGAAGAUUAUUGGUUAGUACCCACAUUUAACGUUUUUAAGUUAGUGUUUUUGUUGAAAAAUGCUCUUUCACUUUUUGUCUUCAAACACCCAAAUAAUUCAGAAGGCGUUCAGUUUAAAUCUGUCCGUGUUCUCUUGUGCCUUUUCUUAACCGAGCUUAAACUUGAAAGCUUUACAGCAAAAUUAACUCUUUGCUGUUCCUUUCCUAAUUGCUGCUGUGCUUUGUAGUAUUUUAAUUUGAAUUGACGAUGUCAGCAUGUUUUUGCUGUUUUUUUUAAAUAUUAGAAUUCUCAUCUAUGCUUAUAUUUGAAACUCAUAUUAUGUCUAAAUGUUUCAUAGAUCACAAUGCAAAGUAGUUGUUGUAUAAUAAUGUGCCUAACUUCUGCUUUAGAAGCUGAACAUUUAAAAAAAGACUCCUUUACAAGCUCAGGAAUAACAUUAAGUUAAAAAUCUUUUCCUUGCAACUUUAAGGUAUAUUUUAUGAUACAGUACCUCUCAAGUUGGAUCUUUCUUUUCCCUCCCUCUAUUUUUAAGCUUCAGAUGUAGUAAUGGAGGUACUUAAAAUUACACUGUCUUUAUUAUUUCUCUUUUUAAAAAGGUCAUAUUUUACAAAUAAAUUCACUUCUUGCUUUAAGCAUUGCAUACACUUUUGAUUUUUUGCUUAAGCAUAUGAUGGGCUUCAAUUUGUUAGUAUGUGGAAAAUUAACAGUUCUGAUUGCCACACCCCAAGAGUGUAAAAUAUAUAUUUUAUAUUAGCACAAAACUUGUAGAAUAUGUUAUGUUUGUAAGAAUUAUAUAGUGUUGUUAUUCGUACACAUUUGCAGUUCCCAGUAAGUGUCUUUGAAGGAGACAUAUUUUCUGUGACAGGUAGUAAUGGAACAAUGCAAGGGUGGUACAAUAGAUGAAAGCCCAGCCUCCUUUACAGACAUAGGCUCUGAAGGAAGUCACAUGUGAUUAAAUUUUACACUUUUAUUUUGAGCAUUACCACUGAAGGUAUGUCCCUGUUAGUCUGUUUGCCUGUAAACAAUAUAUCUCAAAAACUUGGUCCACCGAGUAUGGCCCAAGGAAGAACUGAAUAUUUUUUGGCGAAGAUCCAGAUUUGGAUCUUGGAAUCUUUUAAAGGAUCUGUUAACAUUAGGAGAUAGGGCGAAUUGACAUUUUUUUUUAGAAUUCUGUGGGUUAUUUUGUUUAGAAUGUUGUUGAUUGUUUCAGAAUGUUGUGGAUUAUCUCGGCUGUUGUAAUGCAAUUUGUCACAGCUGUCUGAACAUAAGCAGAGUUUUCAGAGCAGGUUGCUGAAUGUGGAUUGGAUUGAUAUGGAAUCUAUUAAUAAAAUAUUUCCUUUUUGCAGCUUUGUAGUUACAGGGAAUUAACCAGGCAGGGAAAAGCUUCAAAGGAGAGUUGUGUAAUUGUAAUAAUGUUGAAAAUGUUGAAUUAACACAGUGUGGCGGAGGUAUGCAUUGUACUGAGUGCCUUCUUAACUUUUAUUCAACUGUUUUAUCCGUGUAUUCCAACAAUCUGUUAGCUUUGUUGAUUGCUGUUCUUCAAUAGUGUAUGUACCCAUAUGCAGUACUUUAAAUUUUUCU
Molecule: messenger RNA, 4557 nt
Organism: Carcharodon carcharias (great white shark)
Lineage: Eukaryota; Metazoa; Chordata; Chondrichthyes; Lamniformes; Lamnidae
Gene: zbtb24
Product: zinc finger and BTB domain containing 24
Exons: 7
Coding region: 410-2635 (741 amino acids)
Biological process (GO): regulation of transcription by RNA polymerase II
Cellular component (GO): nucleus
Molecular function (GO): DNA-binding transcription factor activity, RNA polymerase II-specific; RNA polymerase II cis-regulatory region sequence-specific DNA binding; protein binding
Source: RefSeq, a predicted model, not a curated record